CGCGAAAAGACGAUUCAUUCUUUCCGUCCUUACCAGAUCUCACGAGUCUUUACGUGGACCAAUCAACUCCAGGCUUCCUUUUUUACCAUCACGGAAUCGAGAGCGUGGCUGAAAGAAAGGCACGUUUCUAUUUUUCGCCGUCUUCGUCCGGCGCAGGCGGACCCAAAAAAAUCGACAAGAUAACAGAUACAUCAAGCAUGACGCGGCCAGCCAGUGUCAAUAUGCACACCGUCAUAUUAAUCAUCCGGACAACAUCCGUUUCGGAUUCGACCCCAAAGCGAAUCUCUAUCUGGCGAUCAGCCAACAUGCGUAUGAAGGAUCUACUUUGCGCGGAGGACGACCACGUGAGAAUAUCAAAUAAAUAUGUUUCCGCCUACCUACGUCGAGGGUUUUCACGACCCCGAAGCGGUGAAAGCCAUGGAAUACAAAGAGCUCGGGAAAACGGGGAUGCUCGUAAGCAAAUUAUCUUUUGGCUGCGGCCCGCUCGGCUGUCAUUACGGCACGUAUAACGAGGUGGACGCUAUCGAAGCUAUACGUCAAGCAAUAAAACAGGGUGUCAAUUAUAUCGAUACGGCACCGUGGUAUGGCCAAGGCCGAUCCGAGACGAUAGUCGGCAAGGCGUUAAAGGGGAUUCCGCGCCAGGCUUAUUACAUCGCGACGAAAGUUGGCAGAUACGAGUUAGAUUACGACAAUAUGUUCGAUUUCACCGUCGAGAAAACUCGAAAGAGCUUUAAGAAGAGUUUGGAAUUGUUGGGACUGGAUUACGUUGAUGUUAUUCAGGUUCACGAUAUCGAAUUUGCGCCCUCGUUGGACGUGAUAAUCACACAAACCUUGCCGGAGCUGUCGAGACACGUGGCCGAGGGCAAGGCCAGGCACAUAGGUCUAACCGCGUAUCCGGUGUCCGUAUUAAAGAAAUGCAUCGAAAGGAGCAACAUAAAUGUAGCAUGCGUGUUGAGCUACACGAGACUCACUCUCAUCGACGACACUCUGCUGGAGUACGUUCCAUUCUUCAAGGAGCACAAGAUCGGUCUAAUUAACGCCGCCGCGCCGAGUAUGGGUCUUCUAACGAGCAACGGUCCACCGAGCUGGCACCCGGCCUCCGACGAGACGAAGGAACAAUGCGCGAAUGCCGCACGAUACUGCAAGGAACGCGACGUGGAACUCGGCAAACUGGCGGUAUGGCAUUCCAUGCGGUGCGCAGACGUGGACACAAAUUUGGUUGGAAUACAAAGCACGAAGCAGUUGCAGAUGAAUCUGGAUGUAGCGCGAAACGGCAUUACGGAGAAAGAGAAGGCACUGUUGCGAGAGAUUCAAGAGAAGUUUCUGUCGGUGGUGAAGAACCAACACUGGGAAGGUGAAGAGGUCCGCACAUACCGGGAAGCUACUAAAAAGAAGAUAUGAGAAAAAUAUAUUUUUAUUUCUUUAUAUCAUUAUUAUAUCCGUUUUAUAUGUCACUUAUAGAAUUCUAUAAUGUGUAUAACAAUAUCUGGAAUACCUAACAAACAUUUCGUAAAAAAUAA
Wasmannia auropunctata (little fire ant) is the source of this 1520-nucleotide messenger RNA. RefSeq names its product L-galactose dehydrogenase-like. The transcript is spliced from 9 exons. NCBI's taxonomy places the organism in Eukaryota, Metazoa, Arthropoda, Insecta, Hymenoptera, Formicidae. The record is from RefSeq and is a predicted model, not a curated record. Gene Ontology annotation, cellular component: cytosol. Gene Ontology annotation, molecular function: L-galactose dehydrogenase activity. The coding region runs from base 364 to 1401 and encodes 345 amino acids.